Messenger RNA from Knipowitschia caucasica, 1245 nucleotides. Lineage: Eukaryota; Metazoa; Chordata; Actinopteri; Gobiiformes; Gobiidae. The record is from the annotation of a GenBank genome assembly.
AUGACAGGCAGAGGUACAACCACGAUGACGGAGGGAAACUGCAUAUCCGUGUGGGUUUGCCGCGAAGAGAAGCUUGUGCUGGGCUUAUCCAAACGGACGAGCUGUGCAGAUGUCAUCCAAGUCCUGCUGACGGAUCAGGACCCACAGAUGGGACUUUACCACGCACCGCAGUCCUACUGCAUUGUGGAGAAAUGGAGGGGCUUUGAGAGAGUUCUCCCAAACAAAACAAAGAUCUGGCGGCUUUGGCUCGCAUGGGACCAGGAGCAGAAAGACGUAAAGUUUGUACUGGUGAAGUGCGAUGCGUCCCUCCCCAGUCACGCUCCCCGGAGCGCAGAGGCUCGAGUGGUGCGCAGCGAGCAGAGCGAGUGCGUGACCAGUGGGACCACCGCUGCUUCAGGAGUCUGUCCCGAGAAGCAACGACGCAUUGUAAGAAAAGCUUUCAGAAAACUGGAGAAAAUAAACAAGAGGCGUGUGCGCAAGGAUGCAUCGUGCGCUGAAAGAAUGGAGACUUUGGUGCACUUGGUGCUGUCCCAGGACCACACCAUCAGACAACAGGUGCACAGACUCCAGGAGCUGGACACAGCUGUAGAGCUGUACGAGGCCAAAGUGCAUCUGGAGCGGGUCCAGCGCCACGGAGCCAACUACGUCCAGGACACGUACCUCGAGAACAACGACAACGAGACGGUAAAAGCAGAGAAGUUGUGCUCAAAUCAGAUCACACUGUUUGAAGACUACGUAGCAACAUGUGAGGCUGUCGGGAGGCUCCAAGAGGAGAUCCGUGAGAGUGAAGCUCAGAUUGACAGAGUGAGGGCGCAGAUCCAGCAGGAGCUGCAGUCGAGCUGGAUGCAGCGGCAGGUGCAUCUGCAUGGACCACUGAUGGAGGAGGAGGAGGAGGAGCGGCUCAAAACUCAACUAGAAGCCAGCUGGUACAUCGGCCUGCGCCUGGACACAGACUUGGGGGCUGUUAGAGGAGAUCUAAAGAUAUUCGAGGACAAAUAUACCACAAGAAUGCAGGAACUAGUAGAGUUACUGCAGGAAGUGAACGCUCUGGAUUUAACAGACGUGCAGAGCUCAGUGGGAACAGGAAGACCCAGAGUGGACAAUUAUGACGUUCAGACUGAGUGGGUAGAGCAGGCCAGGGGACUCUCCAAAGUGCACCACCUGAAUGAUGAUGACUCAGACACGGGCCUGAGCUCCCUGCAUAGCCUUGACUCAGACCCAGCUCAGUGGGAGGCCGUGGUGUAA